AUGUUGGAGGCUUUCGAAAUUCUGACUACCUCUGGGGUUGUCUUAUGGUCCAAAUCUUACGCCCCCAUCGGUGCGCAUGUCGUGAACGGUCUUAUCAACGACGUAUUUAUCGAGGAAAAGGUUCUCAACCAGCCUCCGACAGCAAAUGGUCCUUCCCCGGUGUUCAAGAAGGAGAAAUAUACCCUGAAGUGGAGGAGAGUGAAGGAUCUCAACCUGAUCUUUGUGGCCGUCUACCAAUCGCUGCUUCACCUUGGCUGGAUCGACAAGCUCCUGGAUAACAUCUCGACUAUUUUCAUCGAUCUUUACAAGGACCAAUUGAAAAGCUCGCGCGCGACGGCCAUCGAGUACAAGUUCGAUAGAUACUUCGACCAGCAAGUCCAGGAAUUGGAGGACAAUACGGCAUCUGCGCCUGUCGAAGUUUCCGUCGCGGAUGGAGAGGAUAAGAAGGAUCCGUUUGUCUCGUCUGAUAAUGGAGGACCGCCGCCACCGCCAGUACCUGGCCUCCUAAAAGCGCAGCAACAAGCUGCGCCGGGCGUGGCGACCUCUGAUGAGGAUACGCCACCCCCGUCUCGGGAUACUUCUAGGUCACCAACACCUGCAAGCCGUAUCCUUACCGCGAAGGGAGGUCCGGCUGGUCGUGUGUCUCGCCGCGCGCGCAAGGCCGCCAGCGCCAACACUUCGUCCGGCGAUGAGAAAGUUCGAAAGGGCAAGGGCUCCAAGGGCGAAAAGAAGAAGCGCAGAUGGGAUGCAAAUGGGCUUGCUGAUGAGGACGACGGCGAGGUCUUGGAUUACUCCGCACCUGCUGACGGUGAAGAUGCGCCAACGGCAGCCGUGGAGGAGGUUUCGCAAGAUUCUAUGGGCCGCAGGACCGGCAAAGGCCAGUUCGUGCUGAAGGAUCUGGGCGAGGAGGUCCAUUCGAUCCUUGAAAAUGCGGAUAGUGAGAAGCCCAAGUCAAAUCAGUCUUCCGGCUUCGUUGGAUCUGGUUUCAGCGCGAUUGGCAACAUGCUGCGCAAUGUUGUGGGCGGAAAGGUUCUUACCGAAGCCGACUUGGAGAAGCCUCUCAAGACGAUGGAAGAUCAUCUGCUGAAGAAGAACGUUGCGCGCGAGGCGGCUGUACGGUUGUGCGAAGGAGUCCAACGGGAGCUUGUCGGAAAGAAGACCGGCAACUUCCAAAGCGUCGAUGCUGCGCUGCAUCAGGCCAUGGAAUCCUCCUUGCGCAAGAUUCUCACUCCCACCUCUUCUUUGGACAUGCUGCGUGAGAUUGAUGCCGUCACAUCGCCGACCAGCAAAGGACAAACACCUCAUCCAUAUGUCAUUUCGAUCGUGGGUGUCAACGGAGUCGGUAAAUCGACAAACCUGGGCAAGAUCUGCUACUUUUUGCUCCAAAACAACUACCGUGUGCUCAUUGCGGCAUGCGAUACUUUCCGUUCCGGCGCCGUUGAGCAACUCCGAGUCCACGCCCGGAACCUGAAAGAGCUCAGCGCUCGCGAGAACGUCGGAGAAGUCGAACUCUACGAAAAGGGCUAUGGUAAGGACGCCGCCAACGUCGCCAAGGACGCAGUGGAAUACGGCGCCGUCAACAAGUUCGACGUGGUCCUCAUCGACACCGCGGGUCGUCGCCACAAUGACCAACGCCUGAUGUCGUCGCUGGAUAAGUUCGCCAAAUUCGCCAAUCCCAACAAGAUCUUCAUGGUUGGCGAGGCUCUGGUUGGUACGGACAGUGUUAUGCAGGCGCGCAACUUUAACCAGGCGUUUGGCACUGGACGGAAUUUGGACGGCUUCAUUAUCAGUAAAUGUGAUACUGUUGGUGAUAUGGUCGGUACGCUUGUGAGCAUGGUCCAUGCCACUGGUAUUCCUAUUGUGUUCCUGGGUGUUGGACAGCAUUAUGGGGAUAUCAGAGGGCUGAGUGUGCCGUGGGCUGUCAAUUUGUUGAUGAAGUGA
Molecule: messenger RNA, 1941 nt
Organism: Aspergillus glaucus CBS 516.65
Lineage: Eukaryota; Fungi; Ascomycota; Eurotiomycetes; Eurotiales; Aspergillaceae
Product: signal recognition particle receptor subunit alpha
Exons: 2
Coding region: 1-1941 (646 amino acids)
Biological process (GO): SRP-dependent cotranslational protein targeting to membrane
Cellular component (GO): endoplasmic reticulum membrane; signal recognition particle receptor complex
Molecular function (GO): GTPase activity; signal recognition particle binding; ATP hydrolysis activity
Source: RefSeq, a predicted model, not a curated record